Messenger RNA from Schistosoma intercalatum, 1266 nucleotides. Lineage: Eukaryota; Metazoa; Platyhelminthes; Trematoda; Strigeidida; Schistosomatidae. The record is from the annotation of a GenBank genome assembly.
AUGUGCAUGCGAGUUUCUCCAACUGAUUCCGGUAACAGCGGAAUUUUAUUUGUUGGAUUCAAUCAAGAUUAUAGUUGUUUUGCAGUUGGUAUGCAAAAUGGAUUCAGAAUUUUCAAUUGUGAUCCUUUAAAACAAUUAGAACGUUAUGAAUUCGAUAUCCGAGAUGGUACCGGUGUUGGCUACAUGGAAAUGUUAUUUCGUACAAAUUUACUUGGUAUACUGGGUGGCGGUAAUCAUUCACGUCUACCAAGUAAUGUCGCUUGUUUAUGGGAUGGAAUAAAACAACAAUUUGUCUUAGAAAUCACCUGUGCUACAGAUGUUCGUGGCAUUCGUCUAAGACAUGAUCGAAUAAUAAUUAUACUCGUAAAUGCUAUCAAAGUGUACACAUUUAGCCCAUCACCUCAAUUAAUUUUUGAAUCAAAUACAUGUUCAAAUCCUUCAGGAUUAUGUUAUGUCUGUCAAAGUGUUGAUAAUCCAUUGGUUGUAUUUCCUGGACGACGACCUGGUGUUGUAUCAUUAGUUCAUAUUGGAAAUACUGGUUGUAAUGUCAAUCUUAAUAACAACGCAAAUAAUAACAAUCCUGGGAAUGUUACUAACAAUAACAGUAAUACUACUACUAAUAAUAAUAUUGGAAGUACAAAUACAAUAUCCAUCAAUACUAUUUGUCCAUCAUCAACAAAUGCUACUAAUAUGCCACCAAGACAAAUAAUUGCACAUGAAAAUCCACUUGCAUCAAUCACUUUAAAUCGUGAUGGCUAUCUACUGGCAACAGCAUCACAAAAAGGCACAUUAAUUCGUAUAUUUUCUACAAAAGAUUGUACUUUAUUACAUGAAUUGCGACGUGGCACUAGUCAAGCUACAAUUACAUCAUUAUCAUUUAAUAAAGAUAGUGAUUUAUUAUGUGUUACCAGUGAACGUGGUACUGCGCACAUAUUUUGUCUUACAAAAGAUUCUUUAACUAAUCCUCGUAAUAUUCAAAUUAGUAGUAGUAAUAGUAUUAGUAGUAGUAGUAAUAGUAGUAAUACUAGUAUCAAUCAUAACCAUAGUCCUCACUUGACAAAAUCUUCAGGAUUUGGCCAUGUACGAUGUGUUUUGGAAACGAAAUUCAAAGCUAUAUGUGCUUUCAGUUCUGUCAGUCCUGAUACUUUAAUAGUUUUAUCCGCAGAUGGAUCUUACUACAAGUACACAUUCACAGCAAAUGGUACGGUAACACGUGUAACAUUUGUAAACUUUCUAGAUUUCUAUGAUGAUGAAACAGAUUUCUAA